UGAAGUAGGUUUUUAGCUAGGCUGCUAUCGAUAAGCUGCUAUAAAAGCUUUGUCACAAUCGAAUUGAAAUCAGUACGAACUAACUGUUCAAUCAACACAAUCAACCCACUAUCAAUCAACAAAAUAAAAAUCAAACAAAUCUAAUAUGGCAUUCAAGUUUAUUGCUUUCUUCGCUUGCGUCGCUGUUGCUAGUGCCGGACUUCUGCCCGCAGCUCCACUUGCUGUCGCCCAGCCACUCUUGGCUAGAGCUGAACCCUACGACCCAUACCCACAGUACAGCUAUGGAUACGAUGUGCAAGAUGCGCUUUCUGGCGACAGCAAGAACCAGGUCGAGACCCGUGAAGGAGAUGUUGUACGUGGUCAAUACUCGUUGAACGAUGCUGAUGGCUACAGACGUAUUGUGGACUACUCUGCUGACUCAGUCAAUGGAUUCAAUGCUGUUGUCCGUCGUGAGCCUCUUGGUGUUGCUGUUAAGGCAGUUGCUGCUGCUCCAGCGUUGAUCAGGGCUGCUCCAGCACCUCUUGCUUAUGCCGCACCAGCACCAGCUUUAUUGAAGGCCGCACCAGCACCACUUGCUUAUGCUGCUGCCCCAGCUCCACUAGCUUACGCCCCUGCCCCAGCUUUGCUUAAGUCUGCUCCAGCACCACUCGCUUACGCUGCCGCCCCAGCUUUGUUGAAGGCCGCACCAUUUGCUUACUCUGCUGCCCCAGCUUUGUUAAAGGCUGCUCCAGCACCACUCGCUUAUGCUGCCGCCCCAGCUCCAUUGACUUACGCUCACGGCCCAGCUAUAUACAGCUCAGGACCAGCGAUAGUGAAGACAAGUUUUGCAUCACCACUCAUCUCGUAUGCAUACUAAACGUAAACGCUAACGCGCGCGCCGUGCCAACUGUAUAUUAGAUAAAGUCUGACUAUUGAUAAUGGAAUAAAUAAAUUAAUUUACAUACAAAA
Molecule: messenger RNA, 948 nt
Organism: Eupeodes corollae
Lineage: Eukaryota; Metazoa; Arthropoda; Insecta; Diptera; Syrphidae
Product: cuticle protein 7-like
Exons: 2
Coding region: 146-856 (236 amino acids)
Cellular component (GO): extracellular matrix
Source: RefSeq, a predicted model, not a curated record